UGAGACGACGUAAGACAUAUUGACUGUUGCCACUAGAGGGCAGUUUAUAAAACUAAAUGCAACACUUUCAAAUGAAACCACAACAUCAUCACUCUAAUUAAACGAAUCUUCGAAAAAACAAAAUUUGAUGAGAAGCUUUUCUUCUCAUCGAAUCACUAGUUCUGUAAUUUUCCGACUAUAAGCCGCUACUUUUUUCCUUUAUUUUGAAUCCUGCAAAUUAUUUUCCAGUGUGCUUUAAUUUUUUUUUAUUUGCGUUAAUAAGUAACACUUUAUUUCACUACAGCGUCAUAAGACCGUCAUAAAUAUGACAUGACACGGUCAUAGUGAUUACUGAACGCUUAUGACAUACGUCAUUCAGUGUCAUCCGGCAAAUUAUGUCGCUCACUCCAUUUAUGUCCAGCUCAGAUGUUUUAUAUCCAUUCAAAAGUGAGAUCUUUUACUUGAUAACACUAAAUGACGUCUUUUAUAAGCAUUAAUAAAUGCUCAUGACAAGGCCAUAUCAUAAUUAUGAUUGUCUAAUGACAGUCUUAAGGCACCACUGUCAAAUAAAGUGUUGCCAAAUUCAAUAACUAGCAAUUAAUGAAACAACGGGAACAGUAACUGAAGAACUAAUUAGCACAGAACAUGAAUUUUGAUUGUUGUUUACAUCUGUAGCACUGCAAUGCAUGCUAGGAGGCAUGUUGGACAACAACAGUGUUGACAGCAGGUGGCAGCAGAGGUUGACUGUCUCCCCCAACAGAGCAGUGAUGGAAAAAUGAAGCUUCUUGAAGCAAUGAAGCUUUGCAGCCAAUCGGUUCAAAGUUUCAUGGUGGUUCAUUUGGUCUUAAGACAGUUGUAUAAUGCUGCUGUCAAAUAAAGUGUGACCGGUUAAUAUCUUAUGGUGCAAAUAUCCCAUAAUUCAGUGAGGACAGCUGCGGCUUAUAGCAGCACUACAAUCGCGUACUGUUGAAUUUUAAAAGUAUGGCGUGCUUACCAAUAAAACAAAGCGUUUAGGUGCAGGACAUCUGGCUACAAAUGCUAAGCAGUAGCGCUUUUUAACCCUAAGGAAGCCCAAGUGAACCAACCUGUGUUUCCAAAGACAAUAGCAAAUGCAGUAAUUGAUUCCCAGCAGGAUACAUUAGACUUAUAGUCAUUAGUCUGCGUCUACUGCAUAGACGGUUUUGUAUGCGAAACACAGGCCACCAUUUUCUUUGAGAACCUCACAUUAUAAAGCAACUGUACCGGUACUGAAAAUGUCAAGACACGACAACAAAACACAAUAUUUUCCUCCAUCUUUGACAGUAAAAUGAGCAUUUUCAACACCCGCGUUAGGCUGCUGACAAAUGAACUUGACCAGGGUUAACCACAGUCAGUGUAAAUAAAAGGCAGCCAUCCAGUGGUCACACACUGUGGCCCGAUAGUCCCUCAGUCUGCUGGCAACCCGCACGCCAGGCGGGAUCAAUGGUCACUUCACAACUCAUUUCCUUUUACGCCUCCCUAACUGCCCUGCUUUAGCGCCGUGAAAUAAAUGGCUACUGGAUCUAUAAGGCCACUCACACAACAAUUACGUGCACACCCGCAUAGUCUGAAGAGACUGAGCCAAUAGUUUGAGCUCAAUACCCUCCACGUAAUUUAUUUGCCUGGGCGGUGAAAGGAGCAUCAUCUUUAGUGGCGCGGCAAUCGAAAACAGGCAUUCUGUCAUUGUUUGUUGCCACUCCCCUCUUGUUGGCUUAAAGUCAGUACCGGUCGUUAAUACGGUAGGAUGGAGUGUUAUUGUCGAGCAAAAAAAACACACGAUGCACUGCCUGCUUUUCCCUGAACGAUUCCUUCCCUCGAACCCCCCUCCCCAUCGAACCCCAAGUGGCUUACAGUCAUUUGAUAGGCCACGGCACCACUAUCCAUUUAACAGAGCUUAAAAAAUCCUACAUAUGCAUAUGGCGGGGUGUCUUAAGCUGACAAGCAAAAGACAGGAUUUGCUAGAAGGCAGCUUUGGAGUGUUGUGAAUUUAACAAGCAUGUCUAGUAUUACAGUUCCUCUCCGCUUUAGCCAUGAAUAGUAACAAAUCAGUCUCCGAAACGCUUGCCCGACGGUUUGUUGUGUAUACCCCUGCAACCCUCCCACCUCUCGACUCUUGCUCCUCCGACAAAUAUUAAAAUGACUUCAAAUCUGGCUAAGAAGGCGACUUGCAAGGAGUGGGAGCAUCGUUAAUGAUAUCGGUGUGCUCUUUAUCUAACGCGCCCAGGAUCUCGUCUCAAAAAUUCCAGGCCCUACAAGCGGCGAGGCAAUUACUCUUGCAGCAGCCAGGCUGUGGCCUGAAAUCUCCAAAGAGUCAGGACAAGCAGCGUCCACUGCAGGUUCCAGUCUCAGUGGCCAUGAUGAGUCCCCAGGUGAUCACGCCACAACAGAUGCAGCAGAUCCUUCAGCAGCAGGUGCUCUCCCCCCAGCAGCUUCAGGCCCUCCUCCAGCAACAGCAGGCGGUCAUGCUGCAGCAGCAACACCUGCAGGAGUUUUAUAAGAAACAGCAGGAGCAGCUUCACCUUCAGCUUCUCCAGCAGCAACACCCCGGCAAGCAGGCAAAAGAGCAACAGCAGCAGCAGCAGCAGCUGGCUGCCCAGCAGCUCGUCUUCCAGCAGCAGCUCCUCCAGAUGCAGCAGCUCCAGCAGCAGCAACACCUGCUCAACAUGCAGCGGCAAGGCCUGCUCUCCCUGCCCGGGCCCGCCCCCGGCCAAGCCGCCCUGCCCGGGCAAACUCUGCCUCCGCCAGCCGGCCUGAGCCCGGCAGAGCUCCAGCAGCUAUGGAAAGACGUGACCGGAGGCGGCGGAGGUGGCGGCGGCCAUGCUAUGGAAGACAACGGUAUGAAACACAGCAGCGUUGGUGUCAACAACAAUGGUGUCACCAGCGGCCUCGACCUCUCCACCAACAACCACAUCAGCAACAACAGCAACUCUUCGUCGACUACCUCCUCCAACCCGCCCAAAGCGUCCCCGCCCAUCUCGCACCAUUCCAUCGCCAACGGACAGUCCCCUGUGCUCAACCACAGACGAGAAAGAGAGCGGGAAAGGGAGCGAGAGAGCUCACAGCAUGAAGAAAAUGGCGGCUCCCAUCCCUUGUACGGCCACGGCGUGUGCAAGUGGCCCGGUUGCGAGAGCAUCUGCGAGGACUUCGGACAGUUUUUAAAGCACCUAAACAACGAACACGCCCUGGACGACCGAAGCACGGCCCAGUGUCGGGUGCAGAUGCAAGUUGUACAGCAGCUGGAAAUCCAACUUUCGAAAGAGCGCGAGCGUCUUCAGGCCAUGAUGACCCACUUGCACAUGCGGCCCUCCGAACCCAAGUCAUCUCCCAAACCACUCAACUUGGUCUCCAGCGUCACCAUGUCCAAGAACUUGCCGUCAGCGUCGCCCCCUAACUUACCACAGACGCCCACCACACCCACAGCACCCAUCACCCCCAUGGCGGCCAUGCCCCAGGUCCCUUCGGUGCUCGGCGGCGCCAACGUGCCCAGCAUGGGAGCCAUGCGCCGACGCCACUCGGACAAAUACUCCAUGCCUCUGUCGUCGGGUGGUGACACAGUAUUUAUUUUUCCAGAGAUUGCCCCAAACUACGAGUUUUAUAAGAAUGCAGAUGUCAGACCACCGUUUACUUAUGCAACCCUUAUAAGACAGGCGAUCAUGGACUCGUCCGACAUGCAGUUAACGCUUAAUGAAAUCUACAGCUGGUUCACGCGCACGUUUGCCUACUUCAGACGCAAUGCCGCCACUUGGAAGAACGCCGUGCGUCACAACCUGAGCCUGCACAAGUGCUUUGUGCGCGUGGAGAACGUGAAAGGCGCCGUGUGGACGGUGGACGAGGUGGAAUACCAGAAACGUCGGUCGCAGAAGAUCACAGGAAGCCCAUCACUCGUCAAGAACCUUCCCUCCAGUCUGGGAUACGGCUCUGCACUAAACGCCAGCCUACAGGCUGCCUUGGCAGAGACCACCCUCCCCCUACUGGGGACCCCGGGCCUAAUUAACAGCGGUUCCAUGGGCGGCGGCUGCCACGGCCUCCUGGGUGGCGACCCGUCCGGCCUGAUGGGCGGAAGUCCUCCCGGGCUGCUAGGCGGCAGCCCGCCGGGGCUCCUCGGCAUCAGCCCGCCUGGCACGCUGAGCUGUAGCCCACCUACCCUCCUGCAGUCGGCCCACGACGACAUCAACGGCGCUUUGGACCACCUGGACACCAACGGACACGGCAGCCCCGGGUACUCCCCGCCGGGACACAUGCUGCCCGUCCACGUCAAGGAGGAACCUCCAAACAUGGACGACGACGACUGUCCCAUGUCUCUGGUGACGACAGCCAAUCACAGUCCAGAGCUGGACGACGACCGGGAGCUGGAGGAAGGGAACUUAUCAGAAGACUUAGAGUGAUUUUCCUUUUUCUAAAGGUGUUUUUUUUUUUUUUUUUUUUUUUUGUUCCUUUCCGGACUCGGAAAAAGAACCACUCCACAAAGUUCACGCAAACUGCCGCCCCACUCUUAACUUUUGGUUUCUCCCUCUAUUUCUCUUUCGCACCACUGGGACUAUUUAUUGCGCAUGCAUCCAAAGGAACUCUCAGCUGCAGCCCUUUGGGAUCCCGAACUCGGAACACGUCAGGCAUGAGAUGCCCGCGUGGAAAAAAAAAAAAUUCAAGAUGGCGUGGCCACUAAGGAGGGACAACACAAAAAUUCUGCCAAAAAUGAAAAAAAAAAAAAAAAAAAAGGACCAUUUUGUUUGUGAAUAAGCCGAGCCACAUUAGUUGUUGAUGUCUAGAGACGAUUGCUGAUUCAACUCAGUCUGUUGUGUCACCGCUUGUACGUCGCGACUAUUUUUUCCCCCCCAGCUUUUCUCAUCGUAGACACCGACUGUAAAUGCCAUUCCCUCGAUCGCAACCAAAACUGCGGUACAGUUAGGACGCAAAUUAAAAAGCCACUCUGGAAAGCAGCAACCUUCUGAAAGCUUUGUCUACCUGCAAGCAGUCACAGGCAAUAGCUAGAAACCAAAGCCCACGCGAGCGUAUUGACAGAAGACGCCAAACUCAGCUACUUUGACCAAGAUGAAGCUUUCAAAAACUACCUUCGACUAACCUCUGGGAUUGCUCCUCAAAGACCGGAUCUUCUAGUACCGCAGAUUUCUAAACAAAAAAAAAGCUGCAGGCCAGAGAGGAGUUCAAUAUCAAAGUGGAUCAUGACCAAAACAUUUGUGUAGAGUGUAGAGUCAUUUUCUUUUUGAAAUGUUUUUAAGUUCAACAAGCUGGUGAAUAUAUAUUGUUCUAAACGGCACUGUCACGUCACCACUGAACCACCGACGAACCAAACUAGACGAAAUAUCUAGCAAAGCCAAAUAGUAUUCAAGUGGAAAUGGAUGUGGCUUGGUUACCAACUGAAGAGCAAAUAUUACGACUUAAUAGCCAUGUCACGUUCUUUAUCUACUGUAUCUGGAUGGAUGGAUGCGCUUACAAAAGUGUUGUUGCUUUAAGUCCAACCUACGUUUCUGGGGUCAGGAAACCAAAGUUGGACAAAUUCUGUCUCCAAAAAAAACGGAUCUCAUGAGAACUUUAGGAGAAUGUUGCAUUUUAACUGAAGUUCUGAAAAUAGCAAGCGCUUUUUGCUAGUCGUCAACGAAUUGGAUCAAAUAUAGAACAACUUGGAAAGCUUUUGAUAGGUUUUUUUUUUUUGUGGACAAUAUUGCCAUAAUUUUCAGACUAUAAGCCGCCACCCACUAAUUUUUUUUACGAAAACGCCAUUUGUUCAUAGAUAGCCGCACUGGACUAUAAGCCGCAACUGUGUUAUGGGAUAUUCACACCAAAGAUAGUAACCAAUAACACUUUACUUGACAGAGGCAUCAAAAGACUGCCAUAAGACCAAAUGAACCACCAUGAAGCUUUGAACCAAUUUGUUGAACCAGCAUGAAGCUUUGCAGCCAAUUGGCUGAACCUCCAUGAAAGAUUUCAUCCAAGAAAUAAUAAGCACAGAUCAUGAAUUUUGAUUGUUAUUUACAACUGUAGCGC
Messenger RNA from Corythoichthys intestinalis (scribbled pipefish), 6000 nucleotides. It is a transcript of the gene foxp2, whose product is annotated as forkhead box P2. Gene Ontology annotation, molecular function: DNA-binding transcription repressor activity, RNA polymerase II-specific; RNA polymerase II cis-regulatory region sequence-specific DNA binding. Lineage: Eukaryota; Metazoa; Chordata; Actinopteri; Syngnathiformes; Syngnathidae. The record is from RefSeq and is a predicted model, not a curated record. The transcript is spliced from 16 exons. Gene Ontology annotation, biological process: regulation of transcription by RNA polymerase II. Gene Ontology annotation, cellular component: nucleus. The coding region runs from base 2187 to 4382 and encodes 731 amino acids.